AUGGACUUUUUCGGCGGGCAGGGCGGUGCCUCUAAAGGUCCCAUCGUCGGGAAAGCGAUAACCAAAAAGAUCAUCUCUGGUCCUCGACCCACGGGCUCUGGGUCUGGGUCUGGGUCGAGUAGCGCCCCCGCUACAGCUGGUCGGUCUACACCUACCAUCGCUAAACCUGUCGCGAGGCCCGCCGCUGGCUCCGCCCCUGCACCAGCGAAAAAGGCAUUACCGGUCAUUGCUAGUACGAGCGCGAAAGCUGGUCCCAGCCGCCCGAUCGCUGGUGGACUCGCCGGACCAUCCGGCUCCAAAGCUCAUCUAUCCGCCACUUCCUCCCGGGCCUCUACACCGUCCUCACGUCGUAAACGGACCCCAUCGCCUGUCCGGUCCGAAUCCUCUUCGAACUCCGACUCGGGGUCCGAAUCGCCAAAGGCGAAGAAAGCUCAGGAGAAGAAGAGGAAACGGGUGGACGCUCCUCCAACUGGCGGAUCAGGCUCAGCCACACCGGGCGAAGAGAAGAGGGAGUUGUGGUGUCUUGAUAAAGUGGAUGAGAGGGGAGAAUGGGGACGAGGAUGGGCGGGGUUCGUGGGCUCCGAGGCGGCGGUGAGGCAGGAUGUGCUAGGUUUUGCCGGAGGCAAAGGGGAGGGAAAAGUCAGCUUGGACAAGUACAUGGCGUACUUCGACCAAGAGGGCUUUGGGAACCAAGAACCCCUGCCCAGCGUGGAGCUGCUCUACCCCGCCGUGGGGUGUAAAGAGCGCUUUGUCCUCCUCGUCCCGACCUCGUCUAGGGAGUACAACCCCAUCUCGGAGCUGAAGUCCGUCCUGAAGACCAUCCUCGAACACUACAUCCCCCCCUCCCACGCGCACCUGUUCGGCACCCUCUCCGACUCGAUUGACCUGGACCCCCUCCCCCUUCCUUCGCGCCUCCACUCCCCCCUCCCGCCUUCUUCCUCACUCGCCACUCCCCCUCCUGAUCCAUCUACCUCUUCCCCCGCCCCCACGCCUGCCACUCUACGCCAGGAAACCAUCGGCGAUGCCCUCCGAAAAGCGCUGGCCAAUAAUAGGAGAGACGGGCCCGGCUUUACACGUGCCGUAGAACGGUACAAUACCGCCAUGGCCGACCUGCAGCGGUCUGGGGAGAUGCAGGCGUGGAUGCGGGAGAAGAGCGGGGUGAUGGGCCAGGGGGAGUGGAGCAGUGUGGUGGAGGUUGUGCAUGAGCAGGCGUAUUCCAGGGUUGUGGGGCCUUAUUCGGAUCUGCUGGAGCAUCACCCGAAACAUCCAGACGAGGUGGCGAAAGCCAUUAGCGGGAAAGAGGAUGCCUACGGGGAGCUCCGGCACAAAUUCAUGUCUCAAAUCGUCCACGACACCCACCUCACCCCCUCAUCAACCUUCGUCGACCUCGGAUCGGGCGUCGCCAACUGCGUCCUCCAGACCGCCCUUCAAGCCGGCUGCCGUUCCCUCGGCGUCGAGCUCUUACCGGUCCCCGCGCACUGCGCCCGCCUGCAAGUCGCCGAAGUGAAGAAACGGUGGGCGAUGUGGGGGCUGAAUGGGCAUAUUGGAGUCGAAGUGAAGGAGGGGGAUUUCAGGACGGGGGAGGUCGGGAGGUGGUUGGCCAGUGCCGAUGUGGUGCUGGUCAAUAAUGAGGUAUUCCCCCCUGCUCUGAAUGAUGAUCUGAAGAAUAUGUUCUUGGAUCUGAAAGAGGGCGCAAAGAUCAUCAGUCUCAAGCCGUUCGUCAAUGAGGGAUUUCGGAUGAAUGAGAACAAUUGUGACUCAUUCGACGCUAUCGUCCGCCUCUCGGUGCACAACUACUACCAAGACUGGGUGAGCUGGAAGGGCGAUUCGGGGCGGUAUUAUGUGCAGGUGAUUGAUCGGAGUAAGCGCCGCAAGUUUGACGAGGAGAUGAAGGGGGGCAGGAGGAGGCGGUGA
Dioszegia hungarica is the source of this 1914-nucleotide messenger RNA. Its product is annotated as S-adenosyl-L-methionine-dependent methyltransferase. NCBI's taxonomy places the organism in Eukaryota, Fungi, Basidiomycota, Tremellomycetes, Tremellales, Bulleribasidiaceae. The transcript is spliced from 8 exons. The record is from RefSeq and is a predicted model, not a curated record. Gene Ontology annotation, biological process: DNA damage checkpoint signaling; regulation of transcription regulatory region DNA binding; DNA repair. The coding region runs from base 1 to 1914 and encodes 637 amino acids. Gene Ontology annotation, cellular component: nucleus; nucleosome. Gene Ontology annotation, molecular function: histone binding; histone H3K79 methyltransferase activity.